Messenger RNA from Apodemus sylvaticus (European woodmouse), 1137 nucleotides. RefSeq names its product NCCRP1, F-box associated domain containing (gene Nccrp1). The coding region runs from base 42 to 842 and encodes 266 amino acids. Gene Ontology annotation, molecular function: ubiquitin protein ligase activity. Gene Ontology annotation, cellular component: SCF ubiquitin ligase complex; cytoplasm. Gene Ontology annotation, biological process: SCF-dependent proteasomal ubiquitin-dependent protein catabolic process; glycoprotein catabolic process. NCBI's taxonomy places the organism in Eukaryota, Metazoa, Chordata, Mammalia, Rodentia, Muridae. The transcript has 6 exons. The record is from RefSeq and is a predicted model, not a curated record.
UCCGAGGAACCGCGGCCGACGGAGUCGCCCAGGCCUUAGGGAUGGAGAAGACGCGGGACACAGACGCGCUCAGAGGCAGGAUGGAAGCCGAGGGCUCCCCGAACUCCGAGGAACUGCCCCCGCAUCCUCAGUCCCCGCCACCGCCGCCGUCCCCAAGGCCUCCCACGUCCCCGGUGACCCCCGAGCGCCCGCAGCCCAAUGCACCGACUGAGGUCGAAGCCAGGCAGCUGCUGGUAGAGGAAUGGGGGCCCCUGAGCGGGAAGCUGGAGCUGCCCCCGAGGAUCAGCUGGCAGCUGCUGUUCCUGGAGCGGCCGCUCUACCGCAACCUGCUCAGCUCCCCCAACCCGGAAGGCAUUAACAUCUACCAGCCGGCGCCCCCUACGGGCCCCACCCGGAAACCCCUGAAGGAGCUGGGUAAUUUCCGCGGAUGGUACAUUACUACCGAGAACCUCCAGGGGCCCCUCAGCUGGACAGUGAAGGAGCAGUGUGUGAACCUGCUGGCCAAGAAGCUGUGGGAGGAGCUUCUGGAUGACGAGCAGCCCGACAUCACCGUCAUGGACUGGUUCGAGGACAGCCGCCUAGACCAGUGUGUUUACGAGCUGCACGUCUGGCUGUUAGCGGGGGACCGCCGCACGGUCAUUGCCCAGCACCACGUGGCCCCUCGGACCAAUGGGAGAGGACCCCCCGGCCGCUGGGUCCAGGUGUCCCACGUCUUCCGCCAGUACGGCCCCGGAGUCCGCUUUGUCCACUUCCAGCACAAGGCUAAGAACCGCAUGGAGCCUGGGGGGCUGCGGAGGACGAGGGUGACCGACUCCUCCGUGUCUGUGCAGCUCCGGGAGUGACCUCUGAUGGGGCUCGCGAGUCUCUCGUGAUCGAUCCUUAGUCUACAGACCCCUCCUCACACCCGACCCCUCCUCGCCUCCUUGAUGUCUCCUUACCUUCUUCGGCCUGACCCCUCUUUACCGCCCUGAGCCGUCCUCCCUGAGCCGUCCUCAGCCCUCUGACCUUGACCCACUCCCUACUCUCUCAUCCCUAUGCAUCCUCCCACCCUCCUCCUCCCAGACCUCAUCCUUCUGACCUUUCCUCCCCUUCAUGACCCUGAGACUCGCCCCCACCCUCCGUCUCCUUCCCCCACCC